Molecule: messenger RNA, 330 nt
Organism: Symbiodinium natans
Lineage: Eukaryota; Dinophyceae; Suessiales; Symbiodiniaceae
Source: the annotation of a GenBank genome assembly
AUGCUGCUUCCUGCAGAGCUUCGCCCCCAGCAAAGGCGCUUCGAAGAGUUGACCAUCCAGACUGGGGGAGAACAUCAGGUCGUAGUCACCAUUCAAGCCUUGCAGCUUCUGCUUCGGACAGCCGAGAGCCAACAUGCACCAUCCUUGAUGUACACAUGCAAUCGCCGAUGUAUUGGCCAAGCCAGCAGGAAGGAACAGGUGACACUCCUCAUGCCGGAAGAAAGCUGCCGCAGGUACUCUUGGCGAGGAGCUAAUUUGAGUGCACUGCUUGAUGGCGACAGCAAUGGUGCUAAUGACACUGUCGAAGAGAAGUUCCGACUGGGACGAUGA